Molecule: messenger RNA, 2283 nt
Organism: Urocitellus parryii (Arctic ground squirrel)
Lineage: Eukaryota; Metazoa; Chordata; Mammalia; Rodentia; Sciuridae
Gene: Prdm13
Product: PR/SET domain 13
Biological process (GO): regulation of gene expression
Cellular component (GO): nucleus
Molecular function (GO): protein binding
Source: RefSeq, a predicted model, not a curated record
AUGCCCGUCCGCGUCACUCCGCAGGCGGAGGACGCACGUCGGGGCGCGGCUCCCUGGCUAGCACGCGUCUGGYUCUGUCACUUGCGCCCUGAAGAGGACCCGGCGCGCCCCAGCGCCUGCCUGGCGGCGGUGGCAACAAUGCAUGGAACCGUCCGCGCCCCGGCCACCAGCGUGAGUGCAGACUGCUGCAUCCCCGCCGGCUUGCGCCUCGGGCCGGUCCCUGGCACCUUCAAGCUGGGCAAGUACCUGUCAGAUCGCAGGGAACCCGGGCCCAAGAAAAAGGUGCGCAUGGUGAGAGGGGAGCUGGUGGACGAGUCGGGGGGCUCCCCUCUGGAGUGGAUAGGGUUAAUCCGGGCAGCCAGGAAUUCCCAGGAACAGACUCUGGAAGCUAUUGCAGACUUACCCGGAGGACAGAUCUUCUACCGAGCACUUCGAGAUGUCCAGCCAGGGGAAGAGCUGACCGUGUGGUAUUCCAACUCCUUGGCUCAGUGGUUCGACAUCCCUACAACAGCGACUCCAACACACGACGAGAAAGGGGAGGAACGCUACAUUUGCUGGUACUGCUGGAGGACGUUUAGAUACCCUAACAGCCUUAAGGCACACCUGCGUUUCCACUGCGUGCUCAGUGGAGCUGGGGCCCGCGCCUUCCUCCACCACGAGCACGCAGCUCGCCAAGGCGCUGCACCGGCGGAUGGCCUCGACCUCUCCCCGAAACCCAGUGCGGCUGACUUCGCCGUGCCGGCUCAGGCAGGCACUUUACGGUCCCAAUCACAGGCCGCGCAGACUCCCCAGGCCUGUGGGGCGCGGGAAAGCAUCAAGCGCGAGGCCUCCUCGGUGCUUUCAGCCACUUCGCCACCCCCGGGCAAAUGGGGACUUCCCAAGAAGGGCAAAGAGCAGUCGGACCGUGCCCUGGACAUGAGCGCGACAGCCCGAGCACACGGUCACUUCCUAGGCAUUGUGGGGGGUUCCCCACCUGGUAGCGGCGGCCUGGCCUUCUACCCAGGUGUGCGCUCGGCUUUCAAACCCGCUGGUUUGGCCAGGGCGGCCGCUGCCUCGCAUGGCGACCCCUACCGGGAGGAGGGAGGCRGCAAGCAGGGGGCUGGACUAGCUUUGGGGAGGCUCCUGGGAGGAGGCCGGGCAGGCGGGCGCCCCGGGAGUGGGGAGAACCCGGCAGCGGGAGGAGCGGGCCACCACCAUCACCACCACGCACACCACCACCAUCCCAAGUGCCUGCUCGCAGGAGACCCGCCUCCACCGCCUCCUCCAGGCCUGCCCUGCUCCGGUGCCCUGCGUGGCUUCCCCCUGCUCCCGGGCCACCCGGAAGAAGCUUCUGCCUUCAAGCACGUGGAACGUGCCCCGCCCGCUACCGCUGCGCUGCCGGGAGCGCGUUUCGCUCAACUGCCCCCAGCGCCCGGGCUACCCCUGGAGCGCUGCGCUCUACCGCCCCUCGACGCGGGCGGGCUCAAGCCCUAUCCGGGUGGCGAGUGCAGCCACCUGUCCACCGUCAUGCCGGCCUUUACCGUCUACAAUGGGGAAUUGCUCUACGGCUCACCGGCCGCUGCAGCUUAUUAUCCGCUCAAACUGCAUUUCGGUGGGCUGCUCAAAUAUCCGGAGUCCAUCUCCUACUUAAGCGGGCCUGCGGCGGCUGCGGCUGCGGCGGCAGCAGCCGCAGCUGCCCUGAGCCCCGCGGAGUUGGGUUCCCUGGCCAGCAUCGACAGAGAGAUCGCCAUGCACACGCAGCAACUGUCCGAGAUGGCGGCCGGGAAGGGUCGCGGCCGCUUGGAUUCAGGAACGCUGCCGCCGGCCGUCGUGACGGCCGGAGGCGGUGGCAGCAGUGGCAGCAGUGGCGGUGGCGCGGGUAAGCCCAAGACGGGCCACCUGUGCCUCUACUGCGGCAAGCUGUACUCGCGCAAAUACGGGCUCAAGAUUCACAUGCGGACGCACACGGGCUACAAGCCACUCAAGUGCAAAGUAUGCCUGCGGCCUUUUGGCGACCCCAGCAAUCUCAACAAGCACAUCCGACUGCACGCCGAAGGCAACACGCCCUACCGCUGCGAGUUCUGCGGCAAGGUGCUCGUGCGACGACGGGACCUGGAGCGACACGUCAAGUCCCGCCACCCCGGCCAGACUCUGCUCGCCAAGGCAGCCGAUGGCCCGGGCGCCGAGCCGGGCUAUCCCCUGGAGCCUGGGGAUCCCAAGAGCGACGACAGUGAUGUGGACGUAUGCUUCACUGACGACCAGAGCGACCCCGAAGCCGGGGGCGGCUUGGAGCGCGACUCGUAA